UUUGUAGAGUUAGCGAUGGCCCUUGGCACUUACUGCUUAUUGAUCGGAAAGCCAAGCCAAUAGCCAUUAUUCGCAUCCGACUCGUUUCAGGAGACCACUGUAUACUGUAUAGGUCCCUCGCUUAUUCUGCGCUGUACAAGUAACAACACUCCUAGAAAAAAAGACCCAACAGUUCAAACCACUGGACGGACGUACCGUUUGCAGUUAAUUGGGUAGUUAUUAUAAAAAAGAUUGUCAAAUACGUAAAGUAAUAUGGGUCAGUACUGGAGCAAAUAUGGACCAAGGUCUAAAAAUGAAUUAAACAAUCCAUUGAAUAAUGAAUUGAACAAUGAAUUAAUCUCUGAAUUCGACAACUUUCACAAUGUGUAUAAUAAAGUUGUACAUUCUCCAUAUGUCGAAAUGGUCUUCAGGUGUGUUGAUAGAAGAUUUUAUUUCAACAAACACCAUCAUGCCAACGGUUAUCUUAAUUUCAAUUACCACAUUGAAAGAUACCAAUCAAGAUCGAUGAAUGCAGAAGCCAUCGAAUGUCUGGAGUUAAAACCCGGUGAUAAAUUUUUGGCCAUAGGUUCUGGAGUUGGUUAUUUCAAUACUAUAGCCGGCUUGUUGUUAGGUACAAACGGUGUCAACCAUGGUAUCGAAAUUCAUCCGUUUCUUAUACACAGUGCUAAUCAGAAGCUAAAAGAAUUUAAAGAAUACUCAGCCGCAAUUGAUUACUAUCAUUUUUGUGAGCCUACUUUUAUACUAGGUGAUCCCGCCGAAUUGUUGCCGUCUAAUUACUACGAUAAAGUGUAUUGUCCCACUCCAGUUUUUCCAGACAAAUAUAUAUUCUUUAAGUCACUUAUUAGGAUUGGUGGAAUUUUAGUCAUGGUUUGCAAUGGAUAUCUAGUAAAAAUUACAAGAGUAGAAAAAAAUCAUUGGGAAUACAUUCAGUUGAUACCGAUUGUAAAUCUAAGAGUAAAACAAGUUAUUGAAUAUGAUAAGUGCUACGAAUAUCCAAUAGCUGAGUUUCCUACGGUCGCACCAAUAAGUUUGCAAGAGUUAUGCAGAUCCAAUAUCCGUUCAAUGUUAAGAGAAAAACUAUUAGUCGAACAUCCACAAUUAAAAAUGAAGUACUGGGAUGAUGACCCAAUCAAAGGUACAUUGUGUUGUAGAUCAAUUCAUUCAAUUCAACGCAACACUCAAAUAACCCCCAAAAUAAGCAUCACAGUUGCAAAUUCGUCCGACGAGGAAGACAACUCGGAUAAAGAAGAAGAAAAAUUAGAUUUAAAUAAAAUAUUGGAGACCGAUUAUAGGUUAUUUUCUAUUCCACGUUUAUCCGAGUAUGACCAUCGUGCAAGGAAAUUAUCCAAGACCAAAAAUACCACUGAAAUGUGCGUUAUGUGUGAUUUUAAUCAUGAUCAUACAAUCAAUAAUUUGAGUAUUCUAAUGAAAAAUGAAAUAAUCGAUUUGCCAAUUCCUGAAAGGCUCAAAUUAUUCCUCAACUACAACAGACUCCUCGAUUAUUAAUGGUAUACAUUAUUUAAUAUUGUAUUAUUAUUCAUAUUUAUUGUGUAUCUGUUAAAUCGAUUUGAAACAUUUAUGCUGUUUGUACUCAAUACAAUUUAAUUUAUGAAUCAAAGUCAUAAAAACUCUGUUUACUAGCAUAGUAUUAUAUAAUUAAUAUUGUAGAAGUUAGUUAUACUUGUUAUACCCAAUAAUGGUAAGUGGUUUACGGGCUACGACUUGCAUUGAACACCAUCUAAAUAGUUUCUUGGUGUAGAAUAGCUGUGUCCUGUGUCCAUUUUAAAUGAAUCUGUUUUAUUGUCAUAUAUUGUUGAGUGAAUAAAUUUAAUAUUUUGC
Molecule: messenger RNA, 1839 nt
Organism: Adelges cooleyi (spruce gall adelgid)
Lineage: Eukaryota; Metazoa; Arthropoda; Insecta; Hemiptera; Adelgidae
Product: protein-L-isoaspartate O-methyltransferase domain-containing protein 1-like
Exons: 7
Coding region: 253-1506 (417 amino acids)
Biological process (GO): protein modification process
Cellular component (GO): cytoplasm
Molecular function (GO): protein-L-isoaspartate (D-aspartate) O-methyltransferase activity
Source: RefSeq, a predicted model, not a curated record